Molecule: messenger RNA, 3002 nt
Organism: Pocillopora damicornis (cauliflower coral)
Lineage: Eukaryota; Metazoa; Cnidaria; Anthozoa; Scleractinia; Pocilloporidae
Product: MMS19 nucleotide excision repair protein homolog
Cellular component (GO): cytosolic [4Fe-4S] assembly targeting complex
Source: RefSeq, a predicted model, not a curated record
UGUUUGAAGUGACAUCUUGUUAUUUCCCAAUUGAUUUCACUCCACCUUCAGAUGAUCCAUAUGGAAUCAAAAAAGAUGAUUUGGUGAUGAGUUUGCGAAAGUGUCUUGCUGCUACAAAUCAGUUUGCCCCGUUCUGCUUUCCACUUCUUAUGGAGAAGCUAUCAUCUGACAUCACUGAUGCCAAGAUUGACUCCUUAUUGACCCUGUCAUCUUGCUUGGAAGAGUAUCAUAGCAAUUAUUUGGUUGAGCACUUGGAGCCUCUUUGGACAAGUAUUAAAAGUGCAGUUUUCCAUGUGGGGAAUCCUGUGUUAGAGGAUGCUGCUCUGGCUGCAGUGACAAGCAUUGUUAAAAACCUCUGUGGAUCUAUGGAUGAAAAUACUAAGGAGAAAUAUGAUGAGUUUCUAGAAAUUAUCCACAAGGAUUGUAGUCAUCUGACUGGUAGUGACGUUAAGCUGAUGAGGCAGUGUGGAAGAAUUUUACAGGCUGUGGCUCAAGCAACAGAGCCUGCUUGCCACAGAAUUAUUGAUUGGACCUUUCCUCUGUUGCUGGAACAACUCACACAGGACAUUGAGGUAUCUCAUAAAAAGAAUAUUAUUCACAUAAUUACAAAUCUUCUUAGAGCUGCCAAAACCUUUCACAGACAUCCUGCUGACAGCCCAUUGAUCAAAUACAAGGAGGCAGUGUCUACUACAUUAUUUUCUUUCCUGGCAAACUGGAGCUCCACCUUAUGUAGUGUAACAGUGGAGUGUUUCAUGGUUCUUGUUGAAUUAGCAGGACUUUUGACAGAAAAAGAGGUGCAGUUGCUUGUUGAGCAUGUUACAUCCAUAGUACUUGGGAGCAAGGAAGCUUCUCUGAGCCAUAUUAGCUCUGCUGCAUUGUCACAGUUAUCCAGGAAUUAUCCUGCCAUCAUCAUUUCCACUGUGCUACCCCUGCUGGAGAUGCAUCUUAAAGCAGAGGAAGGGUCAGCUAUGGAUAUUGACAACAAUCAACCCCUGACCACCCCUGUCAGUCACCAGUGUGUCCUUAAUACUCUGGGUGCUUUGUGCAUGGAUGAGUCAAUCAUUCAUGAAGUAAUCCCACGGCUUAUUGAACAUGUGCAGCGCUUGUGUAAUGAAAUGAAUUCUCACAAAGACUUUCAGUCCCAAGUUUGUGCAGUCUUUCAGUGUAUUUUGAAUAUUGUAGAAGGAUCAAUUCAGAAGGGAAUAACUUCAGCUGCAUACUUCAAACAAUCUCUUGUCCCUGAUAUCAUGAAGAUUGUUCUCAAAUCAGCUUUGAGUGAUCCUAAGGAGAGAACUACUGGAGCCAUUUCAAAGGAUGUUUUAGACACCAUUGCUGCCAUUUUAAGGACUGUGACUAGUAACUUGGACAUCGAAGCGGCACGUAAUCUUCUCGAAGAUUUUGUUGGGAUAUAUCUGGAUGGAAACUCCUCCUUUCUCCAAGAAACAGUUGAUAAAAAAUGUUUGCAAUUUGAGUCCACAUCACCAUGGGAACAAACUCAACUUGUAUCACUGCUAACAGCCACCUUAUGCUCUGCAAGACGGGAGGUUACCGUCCCACGACAUUCAGAACUCAUUCCCAGGCUUCAGCAAAUAGCAUGCCAUUGUGAUUAUAGCAGAAGUGCAGAGAGUGGGGCUCAGUGCCUUGCCGGGAUUAUUAACAAGUUGCCUGAAGGUGAUGAAUUAACCUCGGUAGUAAAUGGAUUGGUGAGCAAGAUAUGGCAAGUCAGUGAAAAAGAGGGUUCACUGAAACGAGCCACCAUAACUUGGCUCUGGUUGACAAAAGCCUUAGUCAUUCGGUCGCAUCCAUUGGCGCCUUUAUUUAUUGAUAAGAUUUUGAGCCUAUUGGUCGAUAAAAAUGUCGGACGUGCAGCAGGAGAUGGUUUUUACAUCAUCAUGGCGGACUAUGAAGAGGUUAUGAGCAUUAAAAUGCACGUGAAUUACAGGAUGAUGUAUCGUCAACGACUUUUUAUGGAGACGUCUCCUAAGUUGAUAGGAGGAUUUCACUCUGCAAAACCAGAAUUCAAGCACCAUUACCUCUGUGCCUUGUCUCAUCUGUUACAGUGGAUACCUAAACAGGUUCUGCUCAGUGAAGUGCCAAACUUGAUGCCGUUAUUGGUUCAGUCCUUGUCUUGCGAUGAACAGAGUUUAAAGCUGUCCACUUUACAGACUAUGUACUCACUAGUUUUGGAUGCGCCAGAGAUUAUCAGUCGUCAAGUGACUUCACUGGUUCCCAUGCUUCUGGGUUUGACAAAGUUUCAACUCUCAAUGAAAGUUAGAAUGGAAGCUCUCAAGUGUCUUGGAGCUUUGACAACUUUACCUCACCACGUGGUCUACCCCUACAAAACCAAAGUUUGUAAAGCGCUUGCUGAUUCAGUCGAUGAUAAGAAGAGAUUGGUCCGGAAGGAAGCCGUAAAAUGCAGAAAUGAAUGGUUUCUUCUUGGAAGUUCCGUAAGAUAACGUCGGCUGAUUCGUGGUCAAUACAAUGAACAAGUGGAAGAUUUUACCAGUUCUUCAUACCGUUGACUCAGGGCAGUGAUCAGGCCAAACUCGUCAGAGGAGGGACUGGAGAUGAACUCCCAAUUGAUUCCAUGCGUGAAUUCGCAAGAACGUUCUCCACAGUUGGAACGAUGUGAACUUCUUUGGUGAAAAUAAUUGUGCGAGCGAUAUGAGACGAAACACUUGAGUUAUCAACAGAUAUUUAUCAACUGGAAUGAAAAUUAAUAUAACUAUUUACACGAGAGUAAACGGCUUGAUCCGUAAUUUUUCUGGGAACAAGGAAGUGGUUGAAGACGCGCAGGAAAUGUUGCAAACUCUGUACUCUGUAGGAAUAUAGAUGUCCCCAAGCAUUGGUUAAUAAUUAUUGAAAAAGAGAGUGGUAGAAAUUAUCAAAUUAUUGUUAUGUAAACUUCAUUUUACAGCUAAAUAUGAUUCUGUUAAAUAUACUCGUACUCGAUGUAAAAGGCUAUUCACAUUACUGAACUAAAGGAAAAUUCUUACAAAAUG